Etheostoma cragini (Arkansas darter) is the source of this 801-nucleotide messenger RNA. Its product is annotated as diamine acetyltransferase 1-like. Gene Ontology annotation, molecular function: N-acetyltransferase activity. The transcript is spliced from 6 exons. The coding region runs from base 182 to 691 and encodes 169 amino acids. Lineage: Eukaryota; Metazoa; Chordata; Actinopteri; Perciformes; Percidae. The record is from RefSeq and is a predicted model, not a curated record.
GGGAUAUAUAAGACGAGUCCGUGAAGCUGCUGUACCAUUCAUGUGACACAGUCAAUGUAUUCUGUUUUUCUAAAUUCUUUUCCAGGGGAUGAACUCCUGAGGAGCGAAUGACGAAACAAAUUUUGCUUUUAUUCACAUUCAGAGGAUUAAUAAGGAAAGGGAAAAAGGGGAAAAAGAGAAAAUGGCCAGUUUUAUAUUACGGAAAGCUGAACCCAAAGAUGUGUCAGAUAUCUUGAGACUCAUAAAGGAACUUGCUAAAUUUGAGGAGAUGGAGGAUAAGGUCAUGCUGACCGAGAAAGAUCUACUUAAUGACGGCUUUGGAGAUCAUCCAUUCUACCACUGUUUAGUUGCUGAAGUCCCAAAAGAGCAGAGUUUAGAAGGGCACACUGUGAUUGGCUUUGCCAUGUACUACUUCACAUAUGACCCUUGGAUUGGAAAGUUGCUCUACUUGGAAGACUUCUAUGUCAUGCAGGGGUUUCGUGGUUUGGGCAUUGGUUCACAAAUUAUGAAGGUUCUGAGUGAGACGGGGGUAAAGACUCGCUGUAGCGGCAUGCACUUCAUCGUAGCAGAAAACAACACAAAGUCUAUUGAGUUCUACAAGCGAAGAGGAGCAUCUGAUCUCUCAUCUGCGGAGGGCUGGCGUCUUUUUCAGAUUGAAAAGAAGGAUCUGCUGAAAAUGACUGCCAAAUAGAGUUUACUGUUUAUUGACUUAGGUGUUGUUGGUGAUAGCAAUACUUAUGUUUUGUUUGAUUUGGCACAGUCUUAAUAAAUACACUUAAAACUGUUAUCUUUGGUAAUAAA